This is a messenger RNA of Loxodonta africana (African savanna elephant), 1105 nucleotides long. It is a transcript of the gene MRPL47, whose product is annotated as mitochondrial ribosomal protein L47. The record is from RefSeq and is a predicted model, not a curated record. Gene Ontology annotation, molecular function: structural constituent of ribosome. Gene Ontology annotation, cellular component: mitochondrial large ribosomal subunit; mitochondrial ribosome. The transcript is spliced from 7 exons. Gene Ontology annotation, biological process: mitochondrial translation. Lineage: Eukaryota; Metazoa; Chordata; Mammalia; Proboscidea; Elephantidae. Bases 35 to 793 code for a protein of 252 amino acids.
GGCGGAAACGCGGUUUGCUUACUUAUUGAAAAAAAUGGCUGCGUCCCGUUUGGCAGCUCUGUGCCAAGGGGUUUCAGCCGCCCUGAAGGCUUCCAGAGCGUUAAUAACUUCUCACGCCCCUACUAGUCCAGGUUGCAGGUUUGCAGUUGGUUUGUUGUCUAAGAAUACACUACAUGUCACAUCUUUUCACCAGUGUAGAUUACUUCAUACCACAUUGUCAAGAAAAGGACUAGAAGAAUUUUUUGAUGAUCCAAAGAAUUGGGGGCAAGAGAAAGUAAAAUCUGGAGCUUCAUGGACGUGUCAACAGUUAAGGAACAAAAGUAAUGAAGACUUGCAUAAACUUUGGUAUGUCCUACUGAAGGAAAGAAACAUGCUCUUAACUCUGGAGCAAGAGGCCAAGCGGCAGAGAUUACCAAUGCCAAGUCCGGAGAGGUUAGAAAAGGUGGUAGAGUCCAUGGAUGCAUUAGAUAAAGUCGUCCAGGAAAGAGAAGAUGCCCUACGACUUCUUCAGACUGGUCAAGAAAAAGCUAGACCCGGUGCUUGGAGAAGAGACCUCUUUGGAAGAAUCAUCUGGCACAAGUUCAAGCACUGGCCUAUACCUUGGUACCUAAAUAAACGGUACAACAGGAAACGAUUCUUUGCCAUGCCCUAUGUGGAGCGGUUUGUCAGAUUGAGAUUUGAGAAAUAUGCCCGCAUUGAAUCAAGAAAGAAAAGUUUAAAGAAAAAGAAACAAAAAAUUCUUCAGCAGAAGUUUCCACAUCUUUCUGAUGCCCAGAAGUCAAGUCUUGCCUAAGAUGUCCGAACUCUUACCAUUUUCUUUUCCCAUGGGUAAAAGCCUUCACACGAAAGUAUACACUUUUUUUUUUUUUCUUCUUCCAGUAAAUGACUAUGUUUACUCUCAGUUGGUUUUAAGUGUUAACAUGGCAUGCUAAUUCUGGAAGCGGUCAUGCUUCUACCAAAAAAAUCAGGUAUAGUGUUCAAACUUAAUUCCUGUUUUAUAAAUUCUGACAUCUAAGCAAAUUUUAAUAUAACUUCCUGAGUGUGUGAAAGUGAUGUCAACUGCUGCAAUAAAGUGGUUUUUUAUGGUUUUUAAUAAGAUACCAAA